This is a messenger RNA of Paramuricea clavata, 14814 nucleotides long. NCBI's taxonomy places the organism in Eukaryota, Metazoa, Cnidaria, Anthozoa, Malacalcyonacea, Plexauridae. The record is from the annotation of a GenBank genome assembly.
AUGAACCAAUCACAAGCGGCCACGAGCGGACAGUUGUCGCGUGCUCGACACCGGUUGGCAAGUUAUGUCCAUGUGCUUUCACAAUACAAAACCAUUCAACGAGAGUUUCUACGAGUGAUUGUUGGUUCUUCUGCGAGGAAAAGACCUUCUCUUUUUCGUUCCAAGAUGAACAAAUUAUUUUACCUUCUCGGGAUUUUUGUUGUAUUACUUCUAAGUUGUAAGUAUAAAUGGUUUUUUACAAAUUUAAAAUGUUAACCUGACAUUUAGUGGAACCGGAAGUCCAUUGAAUUGGAAGUAUUUUGCGCUUUUUGCGAAAUUUCGUUUGGAAAUCUUAUUUGCGAAGCGAUCUGAGAAAUUCGUGCGUUUCUCAGCAAGUAUUUAACUUGUAUUUGUUGCUUCAAGUAUCGAUAUUUGCUAACAGAUCUUUGGUAAAAAGUUUAUAUCCAAAACGUACGUUGCAAGCCACUAUUUUGAAAUGUACAAAUUUUAAUUGGUAUUAAUAUACAAAUUUUAUAUGAAAUAUACAAAUUCCAAAAGUAUUAUUAAACAUUUGUAAAAUUUUGAUUAUGAAAAUCAAAGCUAAUUGGUGCAGAUCUUUUGUGUGAUUUUUCAAUCGAUUUUGUAUUUAUGCACGUAGGCUGUAGCCUAGCAUGGCUAAAUAUAAUUUUAUGUAGCAGGUAUUUGACAGAAUAGCUUUUGUGUAUAAAGCAUGUGUGAAUUGUGAAAUGAUGGUUUGGACAGCUGCUGUAAUAUUAAAGGGACCAUAGUUACAGGCAUUGCCAGGUUUUCCAGUCAAGAGGGCUGGAAUUAUCCGAGGAGAAUUUGAGUCGCACUUAGUUUCAUGUCUGACAAGUUUGCAUGUUAUUUGCAGAGCCAAUAUUAGAGACUUCAAAUUAGGUAUCCAUUGGCACAUUGCAUUUUUAAACCCCCGACGGAGAACAUCGGAAUGUCCAAUAGCCUCCCCCCAAAGGGAGGGUUCAAUUUGUAAAGCAAAUUGUGGAAAUUCCACAGGGUAGGUAUAUAAAAAGUGACUAAAACUUAUGGAAUUUCCAUGAGUUGGUCAACAAUGGAUAAGAAAUUCCAGAGGAUAGGUUAAAAAUCAGCAAGGAAUUCUGCAAGGGAUAGCUACUGAUUGAGAAUAAAUAAGGAAAUUCCAUUGGAUGGGUUUUUGGUGUUUCCUGUGGCCAUUUUCUAGGGAUGGGCUUGUGGCCAUUUUCUAGGGAUGGAUAUCAAUACUAUCAAUACAAACACUCGAUACUAUUGAUACCAGGGUUUUGAAUAAAAGUAUCGAUACUGGUAAGAAAUAUCGAUUGUUUCGAUACUUCUGAGCCUGCGAUAUUCUUUUUUCUGAUAUUACAUUUUUCAUCAUGAAAAUGAUAAAAAGUAGUUCAUUUUCUAUGGUGCUUUAAUGGUCCACGGGUAGGAUCAGAGUUCGUGAUUAUGUUAGUUACAAUCAUGAAAAUAAACGUGUCGAAAACAUAUUCAACCAGCAUGAUUUUGGCGAGGAGAUGAAAAGUUUUGUUGUUGUAGUUGUUCAAGUUGGGAAAAUAUCGAUAUUGAAAAAAAAUUGGCAAAUAUCGAGUAAAUAUUGUAUCGAAUGAAAAAGCUGGUAUCGCCCAUCCCUACCAUUUUCUUGGUUGUGAAAUCAAUUAUACAGUGGGGGCAGUAGCCAGCCAGCCAUGAAAACUGGUCAUGCUAUGCCAUCUAUAUAACCUGUAUCUAAAUAGAUUAAAGACAAUACAUUUCUAAAGGUUUGAAUAAUGUGAAUCAAAAUUAAUAAUUUGCAUAGCAUGACCUGUUGCUAUAGCUAGCUUUGUCACUGAUUGAUUAGUUUGGAAAUCUUUUGAAUAUCUCAUUAAUCCUUGGAAAAAUUUUUUGAAACCUGCAUUUUGUAUUGGGUUUCAUACAUAUGUUUAUAUUUCCAUGGUUGUUUAUUGUUUUUCCCACGAGAGUGUAUUAAUUAGCCAAGUUUUUGUUAAAUAAUGUCAAUGUAGUUCCAACAAAAGCGCUUUCCCUGUUUUUCACUUGUGACUCGGGGUUCGAAUUAGUUGGGGGAAAAAUGAUGUGCAACUUUUUUUUAAAAAUGUGGCUCUAGGUUCGUGAUUGUAUUAGCUACUCAUUCAAACUUACUCAACCAAACUGCAAUAAUUUAAUUAUUUGAAUACUUUUUAAACAUUGUUUGCAAUCUUUGAUAUACAAACCUAACACACACAGUCGCAGUAACACACACAUCAGUCAUGUGUUUGUCUGUCAUGGUGGCUAAAAUGUAACACCUUCCAUGCUGCUAGUGUGCAUGCAAAAGCACUUGUUUAUAUAAGACAACAGAUUGGCUUUGUUUUUAAACUAUAAAUAUGGAUGGAUGUUCAUUAAUAGUCCCAAGUCUGAUUUUUUUGCACAUCGUUUGGAAAAGUGAUGUGCAACUUUCACUAUUUGGUCCAGAACGAUGUGCAAAUUGCACAUUGCUAAUUCGAACCCUGCUUAUGUACACCUACCGGCCAUGUCGGGUCCUCACGUGUGUGUGUUGUAAACAAAAAGUGUGCAAUGCAUUAUACUUGACAAUGCCUAAAUUUGAACCACAACGCCCCUACUCCACCCUCCCCCCAAUAUUUCCAAAAAUAUGAGUGUAGAAGUCAGAAGGUUCUAAGCAAUUGUUAUUGUAACAGAUCAACUAAAUAUUCUUUUUGUUAUUUUUAGCUCAAUGUCGUGGCGAGGAAGAGGCGAAAGAAACCGUGGACGAGAAAACCGAACCGGAAUCAGAACCCAAAGUAGAAGAUGACAUUGGUAAAAGUCGCGAUGGAUCAAAGACCGAUGACGAGGCGGUGCAACGAGAGGAAGAAGCUAUCAAGUUGGACGGCCUGAAUGUCGCCCAGAUGAAGGAAUUACGAGACAAAGCUGAAAAACAUGUGUUCCAAGCGGAAGUUAGCCGUAUGAUGAAACUGAUUAUCAAUUCAUUGUAUCGAAACAAGGAGGUUGGUAGAAUUGAAUGUUAUUGAUUUUCUCACACAUUGGUGAGUGGAUUUCCCAACAAGCUAUAUAUAUUUUUUUGCCUUACCCGGGUUUCUUUUGUUUCGGCAGGGUCGAUUAAUAAUUAAUCGCCUGGUUGAGCAGGCGAUUAGUUCUAAUAAUCAUUAGUUCUAAUCGCCCGUUGGCAAGGGUCACACCCUUUGUCUCCCUGCCAACUACGCAUUAGGCAAGUGCCGCACGCACAUAAUCGUGCAAGGAACAGCAACAGUUAGCUCCGAGCCGUCAAUAGUCUAUCAUCCGAUCCCUGAGUUGUUGCAUCAUUUAAAUUACACAUGUGCAGUUUCCGACUUUAUACUAAUAUAUUUAGCGUUUUUGUUGUGGUACGUUAAAUGAUAGAUUGCGCAUGCGUAACCUAUUAAAGUGUAAACAGUGCGCAUGUGCAACAAGCUUUUAUAUCCCACAAGCAAGGAAGCAAAUGUUUUAGCUUAAAUUAGCUGAUUGCAAGUAGGGCAUGUUUGUCCAUUUUUAAAUGGGAGUGCAACUAUGCUAUUACAAACUAAUAGCAUGGCUUUUCGGGAGAUGCAAACCUGCCUCAGGUUACGGGGCCAUUUAAUCACUAAUCUCCCUGAAGUCAUGUUAUUACUUAUAAUUAAUGUACUCCAUUAUUUUAAGACCUUAAGUAGAGGUCUGACCAAGGCUAUAGAAGAAUGGUUUAGCAUAGUUGUGCAACCAUUUUAAUAGAAUCUCUCAUUAGUUCAUAAUUUUUUAUUUAUAACUACAACCUUAUUAGGUCUCUUAUUGAUCUUGUUAAAAUUGUGAAUUAGCUUGUUAAAAUUUUUAAUUAUCUUGUUAGUAUAUUCCUAACAAUCUUGUUAAAAUUCCUAAUUAACAGUAAUAUUAGAAUUAUGGUCUCAUUACAUUUAUUGAUUAUUUGAUUAGAACUCUUAACUUUCUUGUUAGAAUUGUUAAUGACCUCAUUAAUUAGGAUUCUUAAAGAUGUUCUUAGAAAGUUUACCAGUAAUUUAUUAUUUUAUGAGAAUCACUAAUUAUCUCUAGAAUUGCUUAAUUAUAAUAAUUCCUACGUUGGUGUGAACAGUUAAUGAUCUGAUUAGAUUUCAACAGUCUUUAAUUAAUCAGUAUUCUUAUAGCAAUCACUUUUGAAUUCUAUAACAUAUCUAAUGGGUGAUAUUCUCGCUAUAGGCUAAAUUUUGAUCAAGGCAAGAAGAACUCCAAUACCAUAGCUAGAAAGAGCGUCUUAGAAUGAGUAAAACUGCAAUGAUUGCUUGCUAAAUAUUGUGAAAUGAAAAAAUAUAGCCCUGUGAAGUUUGCAAAUUUUGUACCAUAUAUUUGUAUUACGCGCGGUAAAAAUAACCACAUUCGGCUCAAAAACGGUUAUUUUUACCGCGCGUAAUACAAAUAUAUACAAAAUUUGCGAACUUCACAGGGCUAUAUUUUCCUCAUUUUACAACAAUUCGCAACCAAACUUUGCAAUUUUACUCAUUUUAAGAUGCUCCUUCCAGCUAUGGUAAUGGCUUUCGUUCUUCUGGUCUAAUCGUCCAUUAGAAUCAACUGCAAACGAUCUAAUUAAAUCUAUUUUAUCCAUUCUAGAUCUUCCUCAGGGAAUUAAUCUCAAACGCUUCGGAUGCGUUGGACAAAAUUCGAUUCCUCUCUCUCACAGACAAGUCUGCUUUGGCAGCCACGGAAGAAAUGUCGAUCAAGAUCAAGGCUGACAAGGACAAUAAUGUCUUGCAUGUGACAGAUACUGGUAUUGGAAUGACGAAAGAAGACCUCGUGAAAAACCUUGGUACGAUCGCAAAAUCUGGAACGAGCGAGUUCUUGUCGAAAUUGCAGGUUUGUAUUAUUGUAUUUGUGGCUGAGUUUUACUGACUACUUGUGAUUAUGCAUAUGAUUAUGAGGCAAUUUUUUCAAUGUCAUGUAUUUGCAAUGAAAAGUGUUCAAAAAUAUAUCCAGUGCGUUGGGUAAUCAAUUUCAGUGGUGCUUCAAUUACUUUGAAUUUGUACUCGAGUAAAAGUAGAAGUAAUUAAGAGGCAAAUUUUUUCAAUAUCACAUAUUUACAAUGAAAAGUGUUCAAAACCUAAAAUCUUUUUGGCGUUCCUCUCAAAAUUACUUUGUUUUAGCUUUAUUCUCUAUAGUUUAUACAGUUAGCUACCUUUUUAAAUGCAUCUGCCGGUUGAGAAACAUAAAAUAAUAGUUAAAAAUUGUCAAUUAAAAUACAAUUAUCAAUGAUGCUUUAAAAUUGGCGCCAUAUUUACAGCCAUAUAAGCAAAAUUUACUGAACUUCAGACAUCAUUUUCUCUUUGGCGUACCAUCUAAAAUCUCUUCAUUUUAGCAUUAUUUUACAGAUAAAGCACUAAAUAUUCUUUUUAAGUUUGUUUGCCGAUUGAGAAACGUAUCGAAAAAUAAAAAUUUUGAAUUUAGUCAUGACCUCAAGUGACAUAUUAGACGCAUUAGUUUUGAGCGCGUGUUACGUAACAUACAAAAAAAUACGCUUACCUAAAUACAUACUUAGGCCUAGACUAUUCUAUCUUUUACAACAAUUGUGAUAUUACUUUUAUAGUUAAAAAUAUUAUUGCCCAGCAAAUAAUUCGUAAAAGAGGCAUAUUCAAAAAACAUUUGGAAUAUAAAAAAAAACUAUUUAUUGAGUAACGUUUCGUCACAUUACAAGCGACGUCAUGAGACUAAAUACAGUUAAGCUAUUUCAUCUAUUUUAUAACAUAUUUUGAAAAAAUAUAUAUACUGUAUGAUAUACAAUUACAAACGGUUAAAAAGUUAAAAUUAGAAAGAUACAAUGUUCAUGGUAUAUUGACAUGUACAAGAUACUGAGAUUAGUUGAAUAUACCAUGAUUAUUGAAUAUACCAUGAACAUUAUAUCUUUCUAAUUUUAACUCUUUAACUGUUUAUAUCGUAUAUUUUUUUUCUUCAAAAUUUGUUAUAAAAUAGAUUAAAUAGCUUAACUGUAUUUAGUCUGAUGAUGUCGCUUGUAAUGUGACGAAACGUUACUCAAUAAAUAUUUUUUUAUAUACCAAGGCAAAUGUUUUUUGAAUAUGCCUCUUUUACGAAUUAUUUGCUGGGCAAUAAUAUUUUUAACUAGAAUUUGACUUCCGCCUGGUGUUUCUAUUGCUGAUAUUACUUUCUUAACUGUAUUUAUCCUAAGCCACCCUGUCAACUUUCCCUGUGGGAGGAAAUCGGAGCACUCGAAGAAAACCCACGACUUUCGACAGAGCAUUGACCGACUCUUUUCACAUGAGUCCGUAGCGAGAAUCGAACCCACAAACUCGGAGGUAAAAGGUGCCAUUGAAGCCCAAAUAAUGAAGAUGAAAUCAAAAACAUUCCAGCAUUAAUUUGUUACAAAUUCUGUGUUCUAGGAUUCCCAAGAUGACACCGUGAGAUCAGGCGAUCUGAUUGGUCAGUUUGGUGUUGGUUUCUACUCGUCUUUCCUGGUUGCGGAUCGCGUGAUUGUCACCAGCAAACAUAACGAUGAUAAGCAAUACGUCUGGGAAUCAGAUGCCGCCUCGUUCAGCGUCACUGAAGAUCCACGAGGCGAUACCCUCAAGAGAGGCACCACCAUCAGGUAAUACGAUGGCUCGACGUUUUCUGUGAUGCAAAUUGUAGUCGCCUUUGUCUUAGAGUAAAGAUGCUAUUAAGUUCUUUGUAUGUUUGCAUGGCGAUAAAACAUAUAAUAGUUUUGUUUGUGGAAACACCACGUAAAUUUAUUUUAUUACUGCAAAGCUUUCGAUCCGUAAGCCCGGAUCUUCAUCAGUGCUAAUAAUAUGAAGAUCCGGGCUUACGGAUCGAAAGCUUUGCAGUAAUAAAUUUACGUGGUGUUUCCACAAACAAAACUAUUAAAGAUGCUAUUGUUGAUGAGAACUCUCUAGAAAACACUUUUCUACGUGGUUAUGACUAGGCCUAUAUUCAAUUUUCUUAAUUUUUGAUACGUUUCUUAAGCGGCAAAUAAACUUAAAAAGUAUGUUUAGUGCUUUAUCUGUAAAAUUAUGCUAAAAUGAAGAUAUUUUAUAUGGUACGCCAAAGAGACAAUGAUGUCUGAAGGUUAGUAAGUUUUGCUUAUAUUGCUGUAUAAAUAUGGCGUCAAUUUUACAGCAGCAAUGAUAAUUACAUUUAAGUUGAUAAUAUUUAACUAUUAUUUUGUGUUUCUCAACCGCCAGAUACGUUUAAAAAGGUUGCUAACUGUGUAAACUACAAAAUAAAGCGAAAACAAAGUAAUUUUGAGAGGAACGCAAAAAGAUUUUAGGUUUUGAACACUUUACAUCGCGACAUUGAAAAAACUUGCUUCAUAACAUGAUUGAGCAAAGUUGUAUUUUUAUUUACCCGCGCUGCUGUCCACAAUAAUUCGUAGUAGUCAACGUACUGUUUAAUAAACGAGCAGGAGUGUUUUAUUAGGUUUAAAGCCACGAGCGUGCAGCGUGCUGCGCGAGUGGCUUUAGACCAGGGCGCUUAUAUAGAUGGCUAUAUAUAGAGGGCUAUAUAAGCGCCCUGUUUUAGACAUAAUAAAACACGACCUUCGAGUUUAUUAUACUGCCUUAUUAGUAUUCUUUAUAUAAAGAAUACUAAAUGAGGACACGACUACAAUAUAUACUGCCUUGUUAGUAUUCUUUAUAUAAAGAAUACUAAUUAGGAGUGUUUUAUCAGGUUUAAAGCCACUGCACGUGACAUAUUAUGGUUGACAUGAUUUGCCAAUAAGCUUAUGAAUUAUUAAUGAGUGUUUGAAUUUAAUUUCAACCUACUUUCAGCUUGCACUUGAAAGAGGAGGCGCGAGAUUUCCUCGAACCAGAAACGAUCAAAGAUUUAGUGCGAAAAUACAGUCAGUUUAUCAACUUCAACAUCUACCUGUGGACGAGUAAGACGGAGACUGUCGAGGAACCCAUUGAAGACGAAGCUGAACCCGAGAAGAAAGACGAGACGGAGGAAGGAAAGAAGGAUGAAGAGAAGAAAGAUGAAGAGAAAAAAGAAGAUGAGAAGAAAGAUGAUGAAAAGAAAGAAGAUGAAGAUGUGGAAGUUGAGGACGCGGAAGAGGAUAAAGAAAAGAAACCAAAAACAAAGAAGGUACGUGGAGGAAUUUUUAUUCCUGGAAAUGAGAAAAGCAAUCACUAGCUCUCGAGCACUUCGGGCUCUCUUAGGACCUUUUUACACGAAGGUAGGAUAACCCUACCACUAAGGGUAUUACCCUACCAAGAGGGUAAAAAAAAUAGCGAGUGUUCACAUGAGAUAGGGUUACCCUACCACUGGGCUAUGUUGCCUAGGUUGGGUAACCCCUACGUAUGCGUGGUCGUUAAGCCAGCUGUAUUUGCCAAAACGCGAAGUUCUAGCGGUCAGUUCUGUAAUUUUAUGUCUUUUGACUUUUGCUUGCUGCAUUUCAAUGCGGUGGUCUUUUGCUUUGUGUGUUACUGUAUCAAAAAGGCGGAUAAAACAUGACCCGCUUGUUGGGUAAUCCUACCUGAUGAUUUUACAUGACUCAAUCCAUGUAAACAUAGCCCUACUUCAAGUUUACGUACCCUAUCUGCUUGAUGGCUUGAUAGGAUAACCCUAUCCCCAUAGUGUAACCCUAGCGCGCACGUAAACGCAUUGCACAAACAGAAUAAACUACGGUAAACAGAUAAAAAAUGUUUAGUUAAUUAAAGCAUUCUCAUUAUGAACGUGUUCUCUGCUGCAGGUUGAGAAGACCGUGUGGGACUGGGAACUGAUGAACGACACCAAACCAAUCUGGUUACGUAAACCCAAAGAAGUGAAUGAUGAAGAUUACAACAACUUUUAUAAAUCUUUCAGCAAAGUAAGUUUGAUUGCUGUGAAACUUUAACAAACUUUAUUUCUACUAGAUAGCUUUGUCAAGGUAUCAGUAAGUUCUAAACUGUUACUGUCAUCCCUUAUUGCCGACGUUAACUGUUUUAAUGGACUAUCCUCAAGCAGAACUAGUGUUAAUUGAUGUUAAUUACAUUCUAACGAAUGUUAAUUAUAAUCUCGUUUCAGGAUAGCGAUGAUCCAUUGGCUAAGGUUCACUUUGUUGCCGAAGGCGAGGUGACAUUCCGAUCGAUCCUCUUCGUGCCGAAAACGUCUCCUGGCGCCAUGUUCAACGACUACGGCAAACAGACCGACCACAUCAAGUUGUACGUACGGCGUGUUUUCAUCACCGACGAUUUCCAAGAAAUGAUGCCGAAAUACCUUGGCUUUGUUAAAGGCGUGGUCGAUUCCGAUGAUCUCCCCUUGAACGUUUCUCGAGAAAAUCUUCAACAACACAAACUGUUGAAAGUUAUCCGUAAGAAACUGGUGAGGAAGGUUUUGGAUAUGUUAAAGAAGAUCUCCAAGGAAGAUUAUAUUGAGAAGUUCUGGAAGGAGUAUAGCACGAAGUAAGUUCGUCAUUUCCUUGACAUUUAGAGCUUCUUUUCCACAGUUCAUCCAUCUUUUCUUCCUUCAUUUUCUCUGCAAUAUCUAUCACUUCACAUCUUCCACUUCACGUCUCUGACCAGCUCUCCAUCUCUUCUUAUUACAUGUCCAUACUACUUCACCUUCUCUGCAAUGUCUACCACCCCACAUCUUCUUCUGAUCUCUUCAUUCCAUAAUGUCUCUGACCAGUUGUCCUUCAUCUCUUCUUAUUACGUGCCCAUACCAUCUCAGCCUUGCUUCCCUCACCUUCUCUGCAAUGUCUACCAGCCCACAUCGUCUGAUGACCGAAUUUUCCUCCUUAAUUUUAGCAUCAAACUUGGCGUGAUUGAAGACCACUCUAACCGCACACGUUUGGCCAAGCUGCUUCGCUUCCAGAGUUCUAACAACAAGAGCGACCACACGAGUCUGGCGGAUUAUGUUGAAAGAAUGAAGGAGAAACAAGAGGUCAUCUAUUUCAUGGCAGGAAGCUCAAGAGCUGAGGUAACAUUAAGACAUCAGAAUUCUUCAUGAACUACUGUUGACCCGCUUGUACGAAAUUAAACAAGGAAAAGACGCUUCGUCUGGUAACUCGUUUGUGUUUAAACGCGGCAACAAAACUAUCAAGAAAAUAUCAGGCGUCUUGCUAGCAAUCUAAACACCAAAUAUUUUCAGAGCGAUUUGAAUUUUGGGACAACGUUGAUAAUACACAAUUGCAGAAAAGUGUUUGACAAUACUGAUUACAGAUUACGAGUUAGCGAGCUUAGCCAAGUGACGUCUUUGUCAAGACCGACAUCACCGUGCAUAGCGCUCGUCCAAGGAAGCAAAAAAACUUUAAAAAACUUACGUUUUGUCAUACGUGUUGAAGAUUGCCACGAACUGACAUAAACACAGUUUUUAAUCCAGUCUUCCCCAUUGAACUAUAAAUAAACUGGAAGGCUAACUCAGGGGGGGGGGGGGAUUGAAGCCAGUGCAUUUUAGUUUUUCUGAGUUAUGAACAGAAAUACUCGACACUGAACGUUGGGCUAUAUAUCAAAUUGAAGCUAUUGAAAAACGCUAUUUGGUGUAGAAAUUUCAAGACUUUAGCUAAAAGGGAAAUAUUGAAAAAAAUACAAAAAUAAUUGACGAUAAUUUGCCGUUUUGCAGUUGUUUUUGUAUUUUUUAAAUAUUUUUCUUUUCGCUGAAGUCUUGAAAUUUCCACACCGAAUAGCAAUUUUCAAUAGCUUCAAUUUGAUAUAUAGCCCAACGUUUGGGAUCAAAUAUUUCUGCUCAUAACUCAGAAAAACUAUUUUGGCUUCAUCAAAUCAUAGGCCUUCUUGAAUCAUAGCAGUUAGCCUUCCAGUUUAUUUAUAGUUCAAUGGUCUUCCCUCGGCAAUCUGACGCCCGUGUUGGCAAAAUGUCGCUUGGUUAAGUUCCCUCUUACUUCUACACUCAGCGUCUGAAAUUUGCAGUAUCCCGAUAUUCACGGGAUGCUAAAAUUUGGCUUUGGAUACCAAACUGUGAAUGACUUAUAUCCCAACUGGAUACUAUAAAGAAAAUUUCAAACAUUGAUGGCUUUUGAAUACUGUCUAUGAGUUGGCCACCCAAGCCUUUCCUCAUAUAAUGUGCAUUUUUGUGUAUUAAUGAAUUGUCUAGUUGUUCACAACUUGACUGUUGAAUCUCCUGUUGUCAUUGUAAUUUGUAACAGUGAGAGUUAUUGGAUGGGACAGGGUAUAAAACCUAUGGUAACCAGUAUCCAGAAGUGUGAUACUGCAUUCUCAGGAGGGAUACUAAACUUUGAAUCUUGGUAUCCCAGUUGGAUACUGAAAAGAUAUUUAAAUUUCAGACCCUGUAUACUGGUUCUAACAAUCAUUCUUCGCAUUCUUUGACUAGGUUGAGAAAUCGCCAUUCGUAGAACGACUUUUGAGAAAGGGUUAUGAAGUGUUGUAUCUUGUGGAGCCAGUCGACGAAUACUGCAUACAAAGUCUUCCCGAAUUCGAAGGCAAGAAGUUCCAGAAUGUCGCCAAGGAGGGCCUGAACAUCGAACAGUCCGAGAAGGCGAAGAAGAAAUUCGAAGAACAAGAGAAAACGUACGAGCCGCUCUUGAAAUGGUUGAAGGAUGACGGUUUGAAAGAUCUGAUCGAGAAGGCCACUCUCUCACAGCGGUUGACCGAUUCCCCGAUGGCUUUAGUUGCAAGCAGUUAUGGAUGGUCGGGUAACAUGGAACGUAUCAUGAGAUCUCAAGCUUAUGCGAAGGCCAAAGAUCCUAGCCAAGAGUAAGUUGAGAUUCUGGGGCCGGUUGUACGAAGGCUGUGGCAGGGGCGGUUCUACCGUGGGAGGGGGCACCCCACCUAUUUGUGUCUAGUACCCAGUCCAGCACCACCCUAAAAAAUCUGCUUGACCAUACAUUUUCUGCUUUUCGAAUAGCGAUUAGCGGAACUUCUACUGUUAGCGCGUGCCGAUUUCUUGAAACGAUAUUGAUUUGUGAUUUGCGAACCAGAAAAGUGUUAGAUAUUCAGUUAAUAUGUCUUGUUUUACAAAUAUAGCAGUAAUGUAAACAAAGGAUUUGUUUACAUAACGGACUUGACAUGGUCUUUAACAUACCAUGGUUAAAUCUUAACCGUGGUUAAAUAUGUAAACAUGUCGACGUAGUUAUACAAACAUAUUUUCAAAUAUACUGUACUUUAACAAGCAAAUUUACUGUACUGUGCUACAGCAACUGUCCAGUCACGCAUACGUGAUAGAAAGCCGAUAUAAACUUUAUAAACAAAAGUUAAGCUUCGAAAGUUAAAGUUUAUCAAUUUCCUAUUUCCAGCUACUAUGCUAAUCAAAAGAAGACUUUGGAAGUGAAUCCACGUCAUCCAUUGAUCAAGAAACUCUUGAACUUGGUUGAGAAAGACAGCACUGAUCAGUCCGCUAAAGAUUUGUCAAGAUUGUUGUUUGAAACCGCCAAUAUGAGAUCUGGAUAUCAGCUCAAGGUGAGAGGAUGUGAUGAUUAAUAUACGCUCAAGGUGGCUCUCUAAGCAUGGGACUGGUAAUGACAUGACGUGAUCUUGUCGAGUUGAAAAUUUAUUGCGUCAGAAAAAAAUUCAUUUGACCGCGCAAUGUUUGUAAUGCAAUAACUUUUCCUUCGGUCAAUAUUUCUGAAAUUUUGUAUUUUAAAUGUACUAGUCAUUUAUUGCAAUCUACUCAAUUUUAAAAAAGAUCUAUAAGACCGUUUUUGUUGAAAAAAAUCUCGUUAGCAAAUCUGUCUAUUGGCUUAUCGAACGAGGUUGUUGGCUUAUAGGCUUUGACCACUGAUCUAAUACUAGACUGGAUAUAGCUUCUCUAGGUGUGAAAACUGAAGCCAAAUUAUAUAUGCGAAAAUCACUUCCGGGGACCACGGAGUGAUACAAAUUACUAUAGAAAUGUAUGGCGAACAACAUGAACCAAAGUGAAUUUUGCCAAAUUUGAGAUACUUUGCGAAGUUUUACCACGCCGAUCGCUCCACCGUGAAUAAAAGAUGUUACGUUAAUGCUUUUCCAGCGCUAAAAUCUGUUUCAAUUUUCAUUUCAGGAUUCCUCCGACUUCUCCUCGCGUAUCGAGCGCAUGCUCAAAUUGAGCAUGCAAAUGGACCCAGAUGGAAAACCGGAAGUGGAAGACGAAGAAGAACAGGAAGAGGAAGAUGAGAAUAAGGAAGUGGAAGCUGAAGCAGAGGAAGGCGAUGAGAUGGAGGAUGCGAAGGAAGGGGAGGGAGAAAAAGUAGAAGAAACCGAACAGAAAGAAGAAACCGAACAGAAGGAUGAAACGGAAGGAAAGGAAGAUGGAGGCACGGCUGAGGAUGAGACCGUCGAUGAAGUGAGUGUAAACAUUUUGUCAAAAAAUAGACAACUUGCAUGUUAGACUAAAUUUUUAAUUUUCGAUCUAGGCAAAAAAAGUAAAUUCACGUAACGCAAAAUUUGGUUACAAAAUGUUGUAAAAUAUAGCCUUGCGAAGUUUGCAUAUUUUGUAGAUGUUUGUAUUACGUGCGGAAAUUGUUACCAUUUUUGAGCCGAAAAUGGUAACAAUUUCGCACGAAUACAAACAUCUACAAAAUAUGCAAACUUUGCAAGACUAUAUUUUCCAAGCUUCACAACAUUUCGCAACCAAAUUUUGCAGUUUUACUAAUUUCAUUAUGUUCUUUUUAGCUGUGGUGUUUGAUUCCCUAAUUCUCUUUACUUAGAUUAAAAUUUAGUCUAACAUGCAAGUUGUCGAUUUCGGAGCUGCAUGUACAGACUGUAUUAUGACAUUGAUGUAUAUGUCUUCGUUUUAGCAGUAUUUCACACAAGUUUGUCGGUUAAGAAACGUAUCAAAAAAUGAAAAUUUUUAAUAAAGCGCAAGUGCUACAUUACGUAACACACAAAGCGCGUGUUACGUAACAUACAAAAAAUCUCCUAACUAAUGGACCUAUUUAUUCCCUAAUGAACAAAAUUUUGAUCUAGACAAGUCUACACAAAAAUUUCAUCAUAGCUUGAAAGAGCAUCACAAAAUUAGUAAUAUUCCGAAGUUUCGUUGCGAAAUGUUGUAAAAUGCGGAUAAUAUAGCCCUGCGAAGUUUGCCGUUUUUCAGUCAUUUUGUAUUACGCACGGGAAAUUGAUACUCUUUUUUCAGAAAGCGGUAUCAAUUUCCCGUGCGUAAUAAAUGACUGAAAAACGGCAAACUUCGCAGGGCUAUAUUAUCCGCAUUUUACAACAUUUCGCAACGAAACUUCGGAAUAUUACUAAUUUUGUGACGCUCUUUCAAGCUGUGAUGAAAUUUUUGUCUAGACUUAGCUAGAUCAAAAUUUUGUUCAUUACGGAAUAUGUCCAUUAGCCUUUCUCACGCGAGUAUAAUCAUUAUAAAUUAAUUUACAGUUAAAUAUUUGAAAAAGUGUUUUCACAUCGCUUAGAUUUUUCACGUCGUUUUCAAAAAUGUACCCCAAGAAUGGCGAAUUUGGACUUUGCGAGAAAGGCUAAUUAUUUGUAAUCUACCAGCAGAACUUGUAUUCUUAAUCUUACUCAUAUUUUCUCAUAUUUUAGGCCGUCCCUGCUGAACCAAGAGUAGAAUUGUAAAAGCUUCACAACACGUAGAAACACGAAUAAAGACGUUAUAAAAAAAUAUUUAAAUUAUUCACAGGACUCGCUCCUGUCGACGUGACUUUCACGCAAGAAUUUCCGAGAAACGCUGUAGUGUGGACACAAACAAUUUCGCCAGUUUUUUGGAAACAUUUCUGAAGCCUGAUUCAUCGAAAUGAAAAGAGCUCAAACCCCCAUUAAUUCUUCGUUUUAAUUUCUGUUUAAUCGUAGAUUUGUGCUCGCUUCACUUGUAUGAAUGAGGCAGACGAAAUUUUAAGCCAUGUUUUGAGAAAAAUCUCCCGUGCUCAGCCGUUAUUUACAUUCACGCAAAAUGCUGUUCAGAUAGCUAAAUUUAGUCUUACAAAAUUUGUAAUAAAAAUAUUUCACAAAUAAAACAUUAACAAUU